This is a messenger RNA of Monopterus albus (swamp eel), 2760 nucleotides long. Its product is annotated as mitochondrial coenzyme A transporter SLC25A42. NCBI's taxonomy places the organism in Eukaryota, Metazoa, Chordata, Actinopteri, Synbranchiformes, Synbranchidae. Gene Ontology annotation, biological process: transmembrane transport. The coding region runs from base 497 to 1474 and encodes 325 amino acids. The record is from RefSeq and is a predicted model, not a curated record. The transcript has 8 exons.
UAAAAGUUUGUAUAAACUAAAAUAGUCCAGGUUGAAUAUCAAGUACAAAUCUGGCAACAAAAUGUUGUCUAUAAAAUCGCGGGAUUUCAUGUCAUUAACAGGAUUCUCUCCUCCAUGAUUGUAGUCCAAAAUUCUGGUGUUGUGUCGAUAUGUGUCCUCCCCUCGAGAUGUGCUCCAAAACAGACCGUAUUCUGUUCCGGUUUAUUUUAGCCCUUGAAAAGCUCUAAUCAUCUUGUGUGCUGCUCAGAUAAAUAAACAGACCGCCGCGAUUUGGUACCCAACUUUUACGAUCAUCUUCAGAAGCGUCAACAGCGUGAAGAGACGUGGAGAUACCUGGCAGCCUCUAACCAGCAACCAAUAAACGUGUGCAAGAAUCUGCAGAGCAGAUUGGUGACUUGCACAACACAUGGGGAAUUUGUAAACACGAAGCCCUUUACACACAAACGAAGUGUAUUUUCCUGAACGAGUGGCCGAGUGUCUGACAAGGUGAUGAAACAUGGCCCACCGUAUGCACGACCAACAAAAUCGUCUGCCAGUGGCCCAGGCCACCGUGUUGGAUCUGCCACCACCCAGCCAAGCAAAGGACUUGAGGCCUGCUCUGCAGUCCCUGGUCUGUGGUGCAUUUGCUGGAGCUGUGGCCAAAACAGUCAUUGCACCUCUAGAUCGGACCAAGAUAAUUUUCCAAGUUUCCUCAAACAGAUUCUCCGCUAAGGAGGCCUUCAGGCUCAUCUACUGUACAUACAUGAAGGAUGGCCUGCUCAGUCUGUGGAGGGGGAACUCUGCCACCAUGGUUAGGGUCAUGCCUUAUGCUGCCAUCCAGUUCUGCUCCCAUGAGCGGUACAAAAAACGGCUGGGGAGCUACUAUGGCUACCAGGGAAAAGCUCUGCCUCCUUUUCCACGUUUCUUGGCUGGCUCUCUAGCUGGGACAACUGCUGCCAUGCUUACCUAUCCUUUGGACAUGGUGCGAGCCAGGAUGGCAGUCACUGCCAGAGAAAUGUACAGCAACAUUGUUCAUGUUUUUGUGCGGAUCUCCCGAGAUGAAGGUGUGAAGACUCUUUACAGAGGCUUCACCCCCACUAUCCUGGGUGUUAUCCCAUAUGCAGGGAUCACCUUCUUUACAUAUGAGACCCUCAAGAAGCUACACACAGAAAAAACAAAGCGACCCCAGCCUUACCCCCAUGAACGUUUGGCCUUUGGUGCUUGCGCCGGUCUGAUUGGGCAAUCUGCCUCGUACCCUCUGGAUGUGGUACGUCGGCGCAUGCAGACAGCUGGAGUCACUGGCUCAUCAUACCGCACAAUCCUGGGGACCAUGCGUGAGAUCGUAACAGGGGAGGGAGUUAUAUGUGGACUGUACAAAGGCCUGAGCAUGAACUGGCUGAAAGGGCCCAUUGCUGUAGGGAUUAGCUUCACCACAUUUGAUAUCACACACAGCUUCCUGCUCAAAUUGCAUCAGAUGGGCUACUUCACUCACUGAGUCACUGGGCAGCAACUAAGGGGUAGUAAAAAAGCACAAAUGAGGCAGACAUGAGGUUGGUGGUCAAGUCAUUCUUAUGCCAAUGAUAAGUCUCUGUACUCAGUCAGUGCAGGAGCAUCCUGCUGCACACUCCUAUUCCCUGCAAACAGGAUGUCAGGAUGAGUAGAAAUAUGUUGUACACACAGAAACAUAACAUCAGGUCUCCCUUGAAAAAGAGGUUGCUGACAUCCGUGGGAUUUUAUGUUGGUAGAUAAAUAGAAUCUCAGACUUAGCUAAAAGUUGAGUGAGGAGGGUGGAGAAAAAAUGUCUUUAAUUUGUCACUCACACAAUUGGUGGUAUUCUGUUACCAUCACAGUGGCUCAAGUGAUUAACAGUGGAACAGCAGGUAACAACAGUUUAGUGUUUAUUGAUGCAUAUGCAUGACUUUGAUUAUGUUAAAAUAAUGCUUGCACUUAAUUAGACCUACGGUGUUUAAUUAUGUACACAUGGAAAAGACUGUUUUAAUUCAUUGUAUUGCUUUUAAUUUGAGUUUUAUUUUUAUUGCAUCACCUUGCUUUUCUUCCUGUUUGAUCAUGUACCAGUGUGAUUUGUACCUGAUAACAAAUAGGUGAAUGGGUGAUUAUGCAAUAUGUCUUAUAGUCAUUUAAAAUUUUAUAAUGGUCUCAAUGUGAUUUCAUCCAGAAGAGGUGAAGCAAAUGAUUGUAGAAAGGUGAUCUUUUGUACCAAAUCAUGAUUGUAACCAUCUGUUGACAUCACCGGUUCAAGUGGAAUCAUCAUUUCAUUGUUUUACCUCAUUACUAGCCCUGAAAUGCAGCUGUCCUGUCCCAACUUUUUUGCAAUGUGUUGUAGGCAUUAGAAUUGGAAUUAGUGUAUAUUUUGAACCGGAGAAUAAAAUUGAUGAGGUAUCAAAUACAUGACAUAAUGUGCUGUAAUGUAAUACAGGACAUGGAUGAUUUAUUUACAAGUAACUAUUUUCAGUUUUAAUUUUGAUUUUACAUACCACCCUAACCUUUUCUGAUUUGGGGUUUGUACAUGUUUAUGUGAAUAUCAAUAUUUCAUUUUUACAGUAUACUGUGCUCACAUUGUUGUGCAGUCUUAUCAUUGCUUUUAUUUGAUCAUAAAGCACUGUUUACCUAAAAUAUAUAUGUAUGCCAAAGCACUGAAGUAGAAUAUGUUUUAUGAGAAGAAUUCAUACUUUCACUCCUAAUGAACAUAUCAGUGAUGUAGCAUUUCCAAAAAUGUAAGUUAAUUUGCAUAUAACUGGCCAUGCAAUAAAGUGUCCAUCC